UUCUUCCUUAGCUACUAAUCAGCUGAUAGCUGGUGACCUAACCAUACCGAAUAUACUCGGAGACUCGUAGUCGCAAAACCGAAUGUAUCACAUAAAUAACCAAUUCUAGCGCAUGCAGUAUAUAAUAAAAGAAGGAUGUCUUGGAUCGUGAAUUCUGUGCGCGCCGUUGUAAACACAUGGACACCGCAGGUGACGCCGGUGCGAUUUCGCUAUUACGCGGACAAGGUGGCCAAGGGCCCUUUCAUAAGGCGACAUGGAUACGAGGAUCCUAUAGAUAUGCGGGGCCUUUUACCGCGUCUAAAGAACGCUGAAAGACUACCGAUGCCGGUCUAUCGGCCGAGAGACGUCUGGUCCGAGAAGAGGGCACUCUUCGGACAAAAUGAUUAUAUUGAUAUAUUAGGCUCCGAUAAACUCCAUCCGACGAAAAUUCUUUACAACGUGCCCGCGUGGUUACGCGGUGUCAGGGGUAAUGAGUAUCAAGUCUUGCUGAGAAAAAGAAAGAUAUGGUCGAAAGGGAUAUUCCCAAUCGCGAGACCAACAAAGUGGAAAGAGCUAAGUAAGAGAAUAACAUACUUGUACAAAUUCCUAAAUCGUAAAACGAAACAAAAGUAAAAAGUAAAGUUAAUUUAAUCGUGAUAUAAUUGUGUAAUUAAAUCUUAAUUUGUCUGAAAAUAUAUACAAUUGCUGUGUUUUGCAACCGUUUCUGAAUA
Molecule: messenger RNA, 710 nt
Organism: Nylanderia fulva
Lineage: Eukaryota; Metazoa; Arthropoda; Insecta; Hymenoptera; Formicidae
Gene: mRpL51
Product: mitochondrial ribosomal protein L51
Biological process (GO): translation
Cellular component (GO): mitochondrial large ribosomal subunit
Molecular function (GO): structural constituent of ribosome
Source: RefSeq, a predicted model, not a curated record